Molecule: messenger RNA, 2611 nt
Organism: Parathielavia appendiculata
Lineage: Eukaryota; Fungi; Ascomycota; Sordariomycetes; Sordariales; Chaetomiaceae
Exons: 1
Coding region: 74-2611 (845 amino acids)
Source: RefSeq, a predicted model, not a curated record
CUUCAUCACAACACCCCAGCAAUUGUGAAGGACACGGCCCAUACCGUGUCGGAUAUCGCGCACUGAACCACCGAUGGCGACAAUACUUAGUCCCCAAGACUCUUACGCCCAAUGGAAAACCUCCACGGUGCUUUCUGGCCUCGGCCAAUGCCUGGUGCCUCUCUCGGGCGCAAACAAGGACGCACUGCUCUCAGAAGCCACACAGCUUACUCACAGCGAGGCAAGCCGAACACGUGCAGCCACCAUCCUCGCUCGUUUGAAGGAGCUUAAUGGGGAAGUCGUGCAACAGUUCCACCCCAAACUGGACGCCCUGUCCGACCUCAGGUUUCGGAUGGUGUGUCCCGCGGAGAACAAUACGCAAUCACCUGCCAGCGGUAUCCCGUCCUAUGUCGCGAUCAGCUACUGCUGGCACUACCAUCAGUGGCCUCUGGCUAAGGCCGCAACGCCAGUCCUUUCAGGCUGGGAAGUCUCAGAACCGAUGGUGAAGGCCGUAAUGGACCUUUGCGAGGCCGGCGAGGGCGUCUGGAUCGACAAGCUUUGCAUCAACCAAGAUGACCCGGCGGACAAGACAGCCCACAUUGGUGUCAUGGAUGCCAUUUAUCGCUCCGCCCGUCGCAUCGUCAUCUUGCUAGAAGACGUUCAAUUCGACAAAGCUGAGGAGGAGGCCGGCUUGGCUUACCAGGGGUUUUACGAAGAUCUCUGCCGCAUGGUCAAUGAGGCUGGUCUGGAAGGCGAGGCGAAGGCCAUGCUCGUCAGCGGGUACAUUCCGUAUCGCGAGAAAGAAUUGCGAGACAGGGGCAUGGGACACGUCCUGGCCCCGGCCAAGUCCUUCGUCAUGAAGGUUCUCGCGGCUCGGUGGUUUCAGCGAGGAUGGUGCGCCCACGAGUCUCGCAUGGCCAAACAUCUCAAGACCAACAACCCCCUCUUCUUGUGCUUUGGGGCGGAUAAUCGGGUCCUCUCAUUUGAGUUCCGAUUCAUCCACUACUUGGGCUUCUACCUUACCAACCUGGAGCCACUAGAACAACUUCUUUACGAGCGGCGGAUGAACCAUAUGCCGGGUCCUGGACUGAAGACACUGCAACAGCUCACAUGGCGCAUCCAGAUGCUCAUGCCCGACGGCCGCGCCACCGUUUCGGCCAUGCAGCACCUUAUCAGCGUACUCUCGUUUGGCAUCCUGAAGAAAGGGGACCUCAUUUCCAUCGCCCUCAAUACUGCUGGCAUCCCGCUCUAUUUCGACGGUGGUGAUGUCCGCCAUGUGGAAGAGGUCAUCUGGUUGUUCACGCUGCUGGUACUCGCCGCCAACGAUCUUGUUCCCCUAAUCGCGGCUGGCCCAAGACUCCGAAUUCCCUCACUCGGACAAGAUAUCCUCUCAUGGGCAAUCCAUCCGAAUCAGCCGCUGGUCGAUGACCAGUUCGAAAACCCGCUCCCUGGGUCCAUCACAGCCGUCACUCCAGAGUACAUUGAGCUGGAUCUCCUCGUCUUUGAAUCCCUUCCCAAGCCAGCCUCCCCAGAAUCCCAAGCCAAAGCCACGCGCCUCAUCGCCGAGCACAACCUGGACGCCAUCGCCGACGAGCUCUUCUCCGCCUUCUCCGACACCACUCAAUCCACCAUCCGCACUGGUGUCGACGCCAUGCUUAGCAUCAGGCCGACCUCCCGUCCACUCCAAAACCUCCGGCACCUCUACCUCUCCCUCGCGCUGGACAACGGCCUCGACUGGCUCCUCGCUUUCCCCUCAACAAUGCUUCAGACGACGAGCACAUCAGCUUGGAUGUUCGAACCGCUCGGCGACCAAACCCACCCCAGUCUCAUCCCGGCUGUGCACUCUCUUCUCGCACUGUUUAACUCCACCCCUCCCCCUCCAUCCAACACCGACAACAAUAACACAUCCGAGUCACAGCCAAGACAAUCAACUCACCCUGUCGUUACUCCAGAACAGCUCGAAACCCUCAACCGCGCCCUCACAACCCUCCUCGACCCCCGCCUCCUCCUCUUCACCCCCAACCCGCGUCGCCUCCCGCUCUCCUUAGCCCUAGGCACCGCCGCCCUCACACCGGCCGCCAGCAACAGGUCCUACAUUGCCGUGCCCGCCUGCUUGGCACAUCUCCCGGGACACUUUGAACGCGCCUGGGUGAUCGAGCCGUUUAAUCCCCCCGUCGACGGCGUUGAGGCUGCUGCUUCUGCCGCCCGGGCCACGUCCCGCGACAACAAAGAAGAACUGCCGCGGGCCGACGAGAUCACUGUUGUCAAGGACGGGGUAGUCCCAGAGGAAGGUCUGCAGAUGAUUGAGGAUGUCGUGCCGGUGCUGAGCUCGGAUUAUGCGGAUCGGCGGGCGCCAAUGAGGGAUGAUGAAGGGCGGGGGAUGUGGAGGGUGAGGAGGAGGCAGACGCUGUUUGGGUGUUCUCCUGGUGGGUUGGAAGUGUGGACAGAGGAUGGGAGAGGGGUGCUGGAGCGGGGCGCGGAGGCGUUGGGCGGUGGGGAGGGGUUGGUGUUGUUAAGGCGGCAGAGGGUGUAUGGGGCGGAGGAGUAUCAGUGGGGGCGUAUGCUAGAAGAGAUGCAGAAGGUGAUGUCUUUGGAUGGGGUGGAGGGGGAGGGAGUUGGGGAUGCGAGGUGA